Messenger RNA from Manis pentadactyla (Chinese pangolin), 7539 nucleotides. RefSeq names its product helicase, lymphoid specific (gene HELLS). Gene Ontology annotation, molecular function: ATP binding; chromatin binding; ATP-dependent chromatin remodeler activity. Bases 314 to 2812 code for a protein of 832 amino acids. The record is from RefSeq and is a predicted model, not a curated record. Lineage: Eukaryota; Metazoa; Chordata; Mammalia; Pholidota; Manidae. Gene Ontology annotation, cellular component: nucleus; pericentric heterochromatin. Gene Ontology annotation, biological process: lymphocyte proliferation; negative regulation of gene expression via chromosomal CpG island methylation; pericentric heterochromatin formation. The transcript has 22 exons.
UUAAAGACUGACUUCUGAAGCCGAAUCUAGUUUUCCCGUAACGGACAUCCAGUAAGACGCUCACCACCAUGCAACAGCCUCACGAAAACUCAAACUACACCAAAUCUCGCGCCUCCGGCACUCGGGGGCGGGGCGGGGCGGGGAGCACGCAAUAUCGCGAGAUGACGGCGUUUUCCCGCGGAGGAGAGCGCGCGUUUUUCUCUGGCAGGGGUUCUGGUCAUAAGCCCGAGACUGGCGGCGGCUGUGAGGAUUCAGCGCGCGGUGUUUCAGAAGCUGAGAAGAGCGGACCGCGUUCCGGAGCGUGUGUCCAAUCAUGCCGGCGCAUCGGCCCGCGAGUAGCGGUAAUCUGGUUGAACAACCGGAGACGGCUGUGAUUACCCCAGCCAUGCGAGAAGAGGAAGAACAGCUUGAGGCUGCUGGACUUGAGAGCGAGCGUAAGAUGCUAGAAAGGGCUCGCAUGUCCUGGGAUAGAGAGUCCAUAGACAUUCGGUACCGUAGACUUCAACAUUUGCUUGAAAAAAGUAAUAUCUAUUCCAAAUUUUUAUUGACUAAAAUGGAACAGCAGCAAUUAGAGGAACAGAAGAAGAAAGAGAAAUUGGAGAGAAAAAAGGAAUCUUUAAAAAUUGCUAAGGGUAGAAAUCCUGUUGAUGGAAGUGAGGAAAAUCCAGUUACAAAAAAGAAAAGAGGAAGAGAAGAUGAAUCAUACAAUAUUUCAGAGGUCAUGUCAAAGGAGGAAAUUUUGUCUGUGGCUAAAAAAAAUAGAAAGAAGAAUGAGGAUGAAAGCUCCUCUUCUAAUCUUCAUGUAGAAAAUCUUCAGAAAAACAAAGAUUCAAAUAGUAUAAUUAAAGAUAGAUUGUCCCAAACGGUUAGACAGAAUACUAAAUUCUUCUUUGACCCAGUUCGGAAGUGUAAUGGAGAGCCAGUACCCUUUCAGCAGCCAAAACACUUCACUGGAGGAGUGAUGCGGUGGUACCAGGUGGAGGGCAUGGAAUGGCUUAGGAUGCUUUGGGAAAAUGGAAUUAAUGGCAUUUUAGCAGAUGAAAUGGGAUUGGGAAAAACAGUUCAGUGCAUUGCUACAAUUGCACUGAUGGUUCAGAGAGGAGUACCUGGACCUUUUCUUGUCUGUGGCCCUUUGUCUACACUUCCUAAUUGGAUGGCUGAAUUCCAGCAAUUUACACCAGAGAUUCCUACUAUGUUAUAUCAUGGGACCCAGCAGGAACGUCAAAAUUUGGUGAAGAAUAUUCACAUGCGGAAAGGGACACUGCAGGUUUAUCCUGUGGUAAUCACAUCAUUUGAAAUAGCCAUGAGAGACCGAAAUGCAUUACAGCAUUGCUAUUGGAAAUACUUAAUAGUAGAUGAAGGACACAGGAUUAAGAACAUGAAGUGCCGUCUAAUCAGGGAGUUAAAGCGUUUCAAUGCAGAUAACAAACUUCUUUUGACUGGUACUCCGUUGCAAAACAAUUUAUCAGAACUCUGGUCAUUGCUAAAUUUUUUAUUGCCAGAUGUAUUUGAUGACUUAAAAAGCUUUGAAUCUUGGUUUGAUAUCACUAGGCUUUCUGAAACUGCUGAAGAUAUUAUUGCUAAAGAAAGAGAACAGAAUGUAUUGCACAUGCUACAUCAGAUUCUAACACCUUUUUUACUGAGAAGACUAAAAUCUGAUGUUGCCCUUGAAGUUCCUCCUAAACGAGAAGUAGUUGUUUAUGCACCCCUUUCAAAGAAACAAGAGAUCUUCUAUACAGCCAUCGUGAACCGCACAAUUGCAAACAUGUUUGGGUCCAUUGAGAAAGAAACAGUUGAGCUAAGCCCCACUGGACGACCAAAACGGCGAACUAGAAAGUCAAUAAAUUACAGCCAAACAGAUGAUUUCCCUAAUGAAUUGGAAAAAUUGAUCAGUGAAAUGCAGCCAGAAGUAGAACGAGAAAGAGCUGUUGUGGAAAUGACUAUCCCCAUAGAGUCUGAAGUUAAUCUGAAGCUGCAGAAUAUAAUGAUGCUACUUCGUAAAUGUUGUAAUCAUCCGUAUUUGAUUGAGUACCCCAUAGACCCAGUAACACAGGAGUUUAAGAUUGAUGAAGGAUUGGUAGCAAAUUCUGGGAAAUUCUUAAUUUUGGAUCGAAUGCUGCCAGAACUAAAAGCCAGAGGUCACAAGGUGCUGCUUUUUUCACAAAUGACAAGAAUGUUGGACAUUUUGAUGGAUUACUGCCACUUUAGAGAUUUCAACUUUAGUAGGCUUGAUGGAUCUAUGUCUUACUCGGAGAGAGAAAAAAAUAUGCAUGACUUCAGCACAGAUCCAGAUGUGUUUAUCUUCUUAGUGAGUACACGAGCUGGUGGCCUGGGCAUUAAUUUAACUGCAGCGGAUACAGUUAUCAUUUAUGAUAGUGAUUGGAACCCCCAGUCUGAUCUUCAGGCCCAGGACAGAUGUCAUAGAAUUGGUCAGACAAAGCCAGUUGUUGUGUAUCGUCUUGUCACAGCAAAUACUAUUGAUCAGAAAAUUGUGGAAAGAGCAGCUGCUAAAAGAAAACUGGAGAAGUUGAUCAUCCACAAAAAUCAUUUCAAAGGUGGUCAAUCUGGAUUAAAUCAGUCUAAGAAUUUUUUAGACCCUAAGGAAUUAAUGGAGUUACUAAAAUCCAGAGAUUAUCAAAGGGAAGUUAAAGGAUCAAGAGAGAAAGUCAUUAGUGACAAAGAUUUAGAGUUGCUGCUAGAUCGAAGCGAUCUCAUUGAUCAAAUGAAGGCCUCAGGACCAAUUAAAGAGAAGAUGGGGAUUUUCAAGAUACUAGAAAAUUCUGAAGAUUCCAAUCCUGAAUGCUUGUUUUAAUUUGGAGCUAAAGAAUGAUUUUUUUUAAUUCUUGUUUACAUCUAGUGAUUUACCUGUUUUGGUAUUAAAAUCCAGACUGUCUACUUUAUUUUUUAUUAUUAUUACAUCAGUUUACAUAAUGUAAGUUGUACCAUUGCAUACUUAGUAGAUAGUAAUUUUCUGAACCUUAUUAAGAACAAGGAAAUAUUCAUAGUAAGUUUGGAUUAUCAGUUAAUUUUUCAGACUCAGUAGUACUCUUGGGUACAGGCUAAUGUGUACUUGACCACUGUCAGAUUUAUACAGUCUUCCUGUGGAAGUUUAUAAUGUCUUUUUCCCCCUUUUUAGCAAUAUAGUUCAUGGGUUUUGGGUACUUCAGUUAUGGAGUAGACUUUUGAUGGGGGAAAGAUUAGAAUUAUGCUUUUUGUUCUUUAAAUAAGAAACUGUUUGCUUUUAGGGUCUAUUUCUAGAAAAUAGUUUACCAAAUAAAUGUUUGUCAUAAGAUGAUCUCAUCAAAUUAUUUUUUCAGAAAAGUAAUGACUCAGGUGAAAUAAUAGUAGUGCAGGUCUUGACUGGCAUUGUGAUUCAGCAUUAUAUUGACUUGGUGACAUUCAUUAGUAUUAUACAGUAUGUCACAGAAAGAUUUCAAGUGGAUUUUGGUUAAUGCAGAGAAGGCUGGAAGAAACUAGGGUCUUGACAAUUGACCAGAAAUUGACAGUAACAGAAGUAAAAAAGGAAGAGCAUGAGAAGCUACCCUGAAAAUAUAUAGUAGAAGGGUAUAAAUAACACCAGAGAGAAAGCAAGAUCUAGGAAUAUAAAUAAUGCAAAAACCAUAAUAAGAGGAUAAAAGCCAAAAAGGAAUGUAUUAGGCUGUUUAAUUAUAUCAGACGAUGAGCAAGAGAAACACUGAAUGUUCCCUGAACAUUUCUGUGUAAGGUGGUUCAUCUCAUGGAAAAAUAAUGUUAUUCUUGCCACGUAUAUUCAAAUGUAGGUCAGAUUAUCUCCAUCUGAGGGUAAUGGAACUAGGACUCAGAAGAAAAAUAUUUUCAGAGAAUAUUCAGUCUAAGAAAAACAGGGUUUUUUGGUUAGUUGUUUUAAAGAGAACUAUAUACCAGUCACAGAAUCAUACUGACUAAUCAUUGUAGUCUUAGUUGCCUAGUAGUUGUACUGUUUUCCUAGUCUGUUCUUUUUCAUUUUCCCAAAUGACUAUUUCAUUGGUUCACCUGUGUCCUCACACCUCUAAUACCUCCUUCUCUCUCACCUUGUUCCCUGUUGGCACUGAGAGAAUAGAAGCAAUCAGAAAAGAAUUUCUGUAAGUUGCCACCUCUGCAUCUAUAAACUUCCAACAUCCAUUCCCAGUAUCCUCCUUUCCUGUUACUGGAUAUAUUGUCCUGACUAGAGCUAAGAGAAAUGCCUCGUUUCUUGAUUUUUUAGCAAACUCCUUGAAAAGUUGUCUGUAUUUGCUUUUUUGUUGCUCCUCUUCCACCUUUUUCCUGAAUCAUAGAAAGAUUCUCAUCUGUCAUUGUCACUUUUACUCCAUUGAAACUGCUUUAUAUUGACAGCCUCCAGUGACUUCUGUGGCCUCAUUUUACUUACCUUCUGCAGCAUUUACUAUAGUUAUUUAAUAUUCACCACUAAAUAGUUUCUUUCGUUGGCUGGCUUUUUAGCAAACACAUUUGCCUGGUUUUCCCUUCUACUUCUCUGGUGGCUGUCUCCCUUGCUAUUUGUUACGUCUUUGACCCUGAAACAUUAGAAUGUCCCUAGCAGGGCUUGGAGCUUCCCUUUUGGUCUUCUCGUUGCUUUCGAUACCAACUAUGUGGUGAUGAUUCAGGUUUAUACCUCCAGCCAGCAUCUUUCCUUCUCCUGAACUCACAUCCAGCUGACUACUUGACAUUUUUAGUUAAUUGCCUGAUAACUCAACCGUACAAAUCUGAAUUUAGGAACUUUUUAACCUGUUGAGACUAUUCCCACCCAUGCAUCUAUUUUUCAGCUUCCGAAAUCUUGUGUUGUCACCUCUUCUGUUCUCUUGUUCUUGGGGUUUAAUGCCUCUUUCAUCCAUUUAUUUUAGUUACAGAUUUUAGUAAGGAUCAGAAGGAGACAGUUCUUUCUCAUCUAUGAUACUGAAAUCAAUGGUCCCUGCUCAUCUUUUAUAAAAAAAGUAUUCUCAAGCAAUGAGUUGCCGUGAAAGAUACUUCAUUAGCCUUACUUGUUCAGUGAGUCAUUCAUUCCAUGUUACUAGGCAGUUUCUGAAUGUGCUGAGAGGUUUAAUGAAAGUGGUCCUGGAACAUUUCCAAGCAAACGUGUUUGACAGAAUCUUUCACUAAUGUAAUGUCUUAGCAUUUGUAUAUGAUUUUUUUAGUUUUAGCAGUUUGAGGUAGCACUUUAUGAGAAUCCUGAUGAGGACUAAUACUUACAUUCAAACAUUAAGUGAGUGCUUUUGUUGGUUUUAAAUUCCAUACUCUUUCAAAGAAUUGCUUUGAUACUGAGCUGCUUUUUAAAGUUAAUGCAAGUUAAGUAUUUAUGAUCCUGUUUGUUGUAUUAGCCAGUACCUCUCCAAAGAUAACAUACUGUGUUUUCUAGUACUUAACUAUCAAUUACGGUUAGAAAAUUAAGCCCAAGGAAUCAUACUUUCUAGUAAAAUUUAGGAGAUAUUUUUUGGUCUUAAUUUCUUUGGAAUUACUUAUUGUCAUCUUAGUUUACUAGUGCUGCUAUUGCAUUCAGAGAUGUAGCUUGUUGGAAUCUAUAAUGCGUGUCUCCAGCAUAAAAGUAUACAUCCCUAAUUUACCUAAUAAUAAUACUUUUCAAACAGAUUUGGUUAAAAAUUAAAAUGCUUUUUAAAGUAAUUUCUAACAAGUUUUUACGUUCUCAGAAUUUGAUACGUUUUUGACUUACAGUUGGCAAACUAAGCUUAAAAUACCCCAUGUUGAAAUGUAGUCUUACUGUGAAUGACAGAACAUGAGUUCAACAAAAAUGCCAACCAAGUGGCAACCAGACACAAUAAAGAUGCUUUUUCUUCAGAUGUUAAUUGGUACCAACAUAAUUUGAAAGUAGGGACACAAAUACAGGUGGCUGCACUUGAUUGUAUGUAAUGUGGUUGGUUAUUCACAUGAUGUAGAAUGUGCUUAUAUACAAGUUUCAGAUGAUGAAAAUGAAAAUUCAUGUUUUAAAACUCAAAUUGCUGAGUUACGUCCACAGGUUCCAGUUUGAGAAAUGCAGCCCAAAAGGAUAAAUAACUUGUCCUUAAGUUUUCCUCAUCUCCUUUUAUAAACCUCUGUCCCCUCUAACCAGAUCAGUCUACAGAUAACCCCCAAAUCACAUCUCUGAGUCUUUAUUUCUGGGACUUUGAGUCUUAGUACCUUUUAGGUUCCUCUGCAUCCUUCACUCACUCGCUUAAAUAUCACCAAGUGAAGAGGUUAUCUUUGACAGUGAGGGGUUAUGUGAGCUGUUUUUUUGUAAGGUAUUCCAAAACAUUCAUAAAAUAAUGUAUGCCUGCCUUUUUAAUGCUCCGUACUCUUCACCAUCCACCCAAAUAAGUAUGGUAAGAUGAACAUCUCAUUUAUUUUUUAGCUUUAAAAGGUUACUUAAAUAUCAAAAUGUCAUAGUUAUUACAGAAAUGGCAAAUUUCUUAUACUUAAUUUUACUGAGUUACAACAAUAUGAGUACAGAAAUCUUGAGUGCUCAGUUUGGAUUUAAGUACAUAGCAUUCCGAUGUGUGACUAUCAUCCGGUGUCCAGCAUCUUAGAAGGCUCUCUGCCCUUCUGAUUAUUGCCUGUCAUAUCCAUCUUUUGUGCCUACUCUUCCUGAAUUCUUUUGUGUAAUUCCUCUCGUAGUAAAUGUACUGCUGUAUAUUGUUUCUGCAGUCUAGGACUCUAGAUUGGAGAGAUCGAAGUGAGGAACUUUUCGAAGUCAGCAGGCAAGAGUGAAGAGAUAGGAAAUUUUUUUUAAAGUCUCAGCAAUUUGAUGCAUCGACUUAAAAGUGCCAACAUUGGGGUAAUGGUCCCAGAAAUAGAGAAAGAAAAUGGGGCAAAAUACUUGAAAAGGAAUACCUACAAAGGAGUAAAGAGUCAUAUGGACUUUAAACUUAAAUGUGGUUCGCGAGGAUAGAAUAAUUUUAAAGGAAAUGGGCUGUAACCUGCAGUGUUAAAUCCAGACAAACUUUCAAAUAGUAGAACAAAAAUAUUCUCAUGCAUGAAAAGCGUCAAUGUUUACCAUAUAUAGACUCACGUUGAAAAUCUCAGUGAAAGUCCUCAGAAGACACAAACCUAGGAGAUACUGAAAGAGAAGAAAUAAGGAAAAAAGUCAGGAAAGAUUGGAAGGGAAAUAAGUAUGAACCAAAAGAAAGCUGGAGUAGCAGGUCAAUUGACAAAAUGAAGUUUAAGGCAAAGAUUUCUACAGCAAGGGAUACUAUAAUGGGAAUGCAACAACUGUAACAUACUGACAAUUACAGUGGGAGAUUUUAUUCUCCUGUGUAAGACCAAGUAGGCAAAAUAAGAUACCUGAAAGUUGAACAAAAUAAGCUUGAACUAUUUGAUAGGAAGUUUAUGCCCAGUAAUUAGGGAAAAUGCUUUGCAAGUCUAUAGGACAUCUAUCUAUAACAUGUUGUGUAACAGGCUGAAGAGAAGGCUUUGAUUAUUUUCAAAGGAUCAGUAGCAGAAAGACUUUGUGUACUGCCCGUAAUGGAAUAAUAUUAAAGAUAAAAGAUUUAAUGAUUGAAAAUAUGUAUUUAACAAUUAUUAAAAAUUGUCAAAAUA